Messenger RNA from Anopheles moucheti, 3014 nucleotides. RefSeq names its product calcium channel flower (gene fwe). Gene Ontology annotation, cellular component: membrane. The coding region runs from base 214 to 777 and encodes 187 amino acids. Gene Ontology annotation, biological process: vesicle-mediated transport. The record is from RefSeq and is a predicted model, not a curated record. The transcript has 5 exons. Lineage: Eukaryota; Metazoa; Arthropoda; Insecta; Diptera; Culicidae.
AGCAGCAAAACGCUAGCAAAAUUUACACGAAAAGGAUUAAAAGUUUGUGAAUUUUGCUGACUUGCCGACCCAAUAGUAUAAGUUCCUGUGCUCAGUGUUUAUUGUGUCUGUGCGGAAAAUCGUACCUUUUAUCACCAUCUAGCAUAUCCAUCUAUUUUCCCCCUGCAUACGGGAGAAAAAAGCAGCAGUGACCACAAGAAAGCAAUAGCAAAAAUGUCGUUCGCGGAAAGAUUAACUACCCUUAUGGCCCGUCCCGGCCAGGACAAUGUGCCGCGGGAUGAUGUACCGUGGCAUCUGAAGUACGGUGGACGAGCGGCGGGAAUCGUCGGUGGAUUCUUUGCCGUCCUGUUCGGGCUGUACAACUGCAUCGGAAUACUGGUCGCUAACGUUGGAUGCCUGGUCGGUGGCAUCCUGCAGAUAUUGGCCGGGUUUGUGGUGCUAGCGAUAGAAGCACCAUGUUGCUUCAUAUUUAUAGACUUUGUGCAACAGGCGGCCGAGAAGGCAGACCAGCGACCGUACUGGAACCGGGCGGCCUUGUACUGCAUAAUUGCUAUUCCGCCGGUGAUUUUGUGCUUUGGAUUGGGAAGCCUGUUCGGAUGUGGGCUCAUAUUUGUUACCGGCAUGCUGUACGGUAUGAUGGCACUUGGCAAAAAAGGAUCUCGUGAGGAUAUGGCAGCAAUGGCUUCCCCGAACGCGAUGUCCCCGGUGCAGGGCGUACCUUCAACGGACCAACACUCCACCCUGAUGGAGGAUCCCGAUGUAUGGCGUCCAACUUAAAUAGUUCGCUAAAAUAAUGCAACAACCAAACCAUAAUUAUCAUAAACAUGCUUCAACAAUUUUCCCGCUCCUUCAUCACAUGCGGUUACGUUAAAUUGCAAACGAAACAUACCACAUUCCUAGAUGUCUAGUACAACACUCGUUUUUCUCCCUUUUACGGCUCGAAUAAUAAUGAAUACCUCCUUCCAAACAAACCAAAACAUUCAUCGAUUCCCAUCGUUGUCGUCAUCCUUCGUCGUAAACGUAAAUUGAAAGCAAAUCCCUUUUCCAUAUAUGCGAACCAAAGAGUCAGUAAAACAAGAAAACAAAAACAAAAGAAAAGCAGAAACAUAGAUAAGAGAACCUUUCCUAAACUAAACGAACAUACGCGUCACACUCGAGCUCAAACAUACAAAACACACAAGGGAUGGUGUUUCGAUAGCUAAUCUUUAAAAGAAACUUUAAAUUGCUCUUGUUAUUACAAUAUACGUAAAUGUGUAUCAUUUUGUAUGUGUUAAAGUUAAUCAAGUAGCAGUUAUCAUUCUUGCGAACAAAUACCGGAUAACGCACAGAUCGAGAAAGCUGUAGAACCGGAAUGGAAAUUAGAUAAUUAAAUGGUUUUGUUAUAUGUUUAGCUUUUGUUGCACUAGGUAAUAUGGUGGUUUUUGGUCCGAAACAAAUACGAGAGCACGUACGUUACUUGUUUUUACUUUUCAAUCGUUUGUACGUACGUUAGAAUGUUUUUUGCAAAGUGUAGUCUUAUGAAAUACCUCCCUCAAUAGAAUUAUGUUACUAGCGGAAAUAGCGCUUAUAAUGGUCAGGACGGCAAUGAAUCGAGAUCAAUCCGGUAGUUCUUUUAAUUCGCUGAUACAUCAGCGAAACAAACACACACAUACACAUACAUACGUUAUCGUACACUAAGGACACUUAACACUUUACUGAGAAGAAGAGAGGCGGCCAUCGCUAUAUCCGCCAGAUGUUGAUAAUCGGGAAGCAUAUAGAAUAUCGUUCAUCAUAUUUAAUAGAAGAAGAAAUAAUAGUUCGUAGGGACAGUGAAAUAUGCGAGAACAUCUGCUCCAUAAAAGGCAUACAGUGUUGAAAUGAAUCAAUCAUAAACCUUUGUACAACCGGUAAGCUUUUCCGUGUUUGUCGCUACUGAAUGUUGCUAAUUGUCGUGAGUGUAAUAUGUCUGCAACUGCUGUUGCACUACGUUACAGUAUUGAUGUCCCUAGUACCGAAUGAAGAUCUUUGAUUUGAUCGUAGUUCUUCGUUAAUGGUCUGUUUUUGAUAAGAAAAUGAAAAAUCUUCAAAGCAGUCAAUCGCGUCAAGAAAACAUUUGUUCAGGUCUGCUAAAUAUAGCGAUUACUCGACAAGCUACCACACUCCUAGCUAAACAAGAAGGUCAUCACCACGACCCUCGCGCGAAAAGCGCGAAGAAGCUUUCUGCGUCUGUACAAAGCUCAGCUAUUUGUCCAUAUACAGCAUAAACCCACCAAAGCAGCUAAGGAAGGAGGGAGGAAGAAUAGUAGCAAAACCAAACCGUUAACGAUAAGGAGUUUGUGUCGCGUGUGUUCAACAAACGAGAUCGAUAAUAAAUGUGCGCUCUUGCGUGCACAUACGCACAUACGCACGCAAAAUCACUCAUAAAUAUAUACAAGAAAUGAACUUGCGCUUUGUAGGAGUAGUAGACAAAUCAGGCGAUUUGCAAUGGACGCAAAUAAGGAUGCGUGGAUGGACGGUUCAAUUAAUAGAUGCCGAGACGGAGACAUGUCACUUCUCGAUCUAAGAUGAUCUCAAACUCCCUCGCCCUACGGUCGGUCGUAAGACGUACGUACAUCACUCAAGGACAAGCGUAUGUGAAGGAACUAAGCAAUAAUAUAGUCAAUGUAUUACUCGAAUCUUGUAAAGGGACUUCCUUGGUUUAGAGUUGCACAUUUUGGUUCUAUCUUUAUGUAUUUACGUUUCUGUUGUUUUGGACUCAUUUGAGGCGCACUUUACAUCUGUAAAACAUCCUUUAAAUUGCUUCCAUCUCCUUUUUGCGACAAAAUGCCAUUUAGUGAAUGAGCCAUUUGGUAAUUAAGUUUAUUGUAGUCUUAAUGUAGCAGUCUAUUCUUCAAGUGCUUAUAUUAACUCCUCUGUUUUGGAUAUCGAUACGUUCCGAUGCUAGUUAUCAUUAUGCUAUGUUAUCAUUUUAAUUGUAGGAGUGUUUUUUUUAAGUGUUUUAUUUUCUUUAGUUCUUGAUUUCGGCACUUUCCUUU